GCGAGGACACGUGGGGAUUGUUUCCCGAACGCCGCAAACGAGAGAUAAGAGUGACGUUUGAACGUUCGGUUCAUUCGUUUUCGUCGCCGGAUGCCGUUGAAUCCCGUUGAAUUUGAUAAAGCGGUCCUUUUCUUUCGUAAUUGUCGAGAAAGUCAAUCGAGCGUUCAACAUGGUCUUCGUGGGGUUACCGGAGACUACCGCCUACUUCUGGACGAAGAACAGAAGGGCAACGUACGGUACCUGGCCUUUCGAGGACUCCGAUAAGUGCAACGCGGAGCGUAUGGCUGCCGCUGGAUUUUACGUUAUUGGGGACAACAAAGAGCCAGACUUGGUCGAAUGUUUCAUUUGUGGCAAGCAGCUGGAUGGUUGGGAGCCGAACGAUGAUCCGUGGAGCGAGCAUGAGAAGCAUCAGUCGGAUUGUCCGUUCGUCAAAUUAAACAAGCAAAAUGAAAUGGAAUGGACAGUGAAUGAAUUAUAUGAUUUAUACCGAAAGUACAAGACGAAAGAAUUAAAGAACGAAGUGAAAAGAAGUGUCGAGACUCUGAAAGAUAAAGCGGCACAGUUAACGAACGAGCUGUUUGUACACAGAUCAUCGCACAAGAAUAAGAAGAGCACCGCAUUUGAAUUUUCGUUCUUCGCCGGGACGCCGUUGAAUCUCGUUGAAUUUGACAAGGCUGUCAUUUUCUUUCAUAAUUGUCGCCGACAAUUGUCGAGGAGAAUCAAUCGAGCGUUCGAGAUGAUCAUCGCGGAGAUACCGAACACUACCUCCUACUUCUGGAAGCGAAACAGAAGCGCAACAUACAGCAGCUGGCCUUUUAAGGACUCUGACAAAUGCAACGCCGAACGCAUGGCUGACGCUGGAUUUUACGUUGUUGGAGACAGCAACGAGCCGGACUUGGUCGAAUGUUUCAUGUGCGGGGGACAAUUCAGUGGUUGGAAACCGGACGACGAUCCAUGGCGCAAGCAUAUGAAGGAGUAUCCAUUGAUCUGUCCGUUUGUUAGAUUCAACAAGCCAGACGAGAAUAAAUGGUCGAUCAAAGAGCUAUGUUCUUUGUGUAAAGAGUACAAUAUAAAAGUUGAUAUGGACAAUGUGAAAGAGAGUCUCGCCAAAGUGAGAGCUGACAUGGAACGAAUAAUGCACAAGCAAUCUAUAGAUAGGAUAUUAAAUCAAGACAAAUAUAGAAAAAGACCUUAUCGUAUUAUCAACGUGUAGAUAGUCUUAAAUGUUACACUGGAUAGCAAUUGCUAUCAAUAUUAUUAUAAUGUAACAUCCGUUCUACUUUAGAAAAUUUGAAUGUUUAAAGAUAUUUUUGUGAUACUUUUCUUAAAAAAUAUAUUGUGCGCACACAAUUGA
Messenger RNA from Temnothorax curvispinosus, 1354 nucleotides. It is a transcript of the gene Det, whose product is annotated as baculoviral IAP repeat-containing protein bir-2-like. The transcript is spliced from 8 exons. Lineage: Eukaryota; Metazoa; Arthropoda; Insecta; Hymenoptera; Formicidae. The record is from RefSeq and is a predicted model, not a curated record. Bases 170 to 1213 code for a protein of 347 amino acids.